AUGCAGACACCGCAGCCCCCACCCUUCCCGCCGGAUGCGGCGUACGCAGACUUGCCGCUGCUGUUCCCUCCCCUUGAGCUGCACCCUGGCUUUGCUGCAGCAGCUGGGGAGCCUCUCCUGCGGUCAACAAGACAAGCUGCUGCUGCUGCUGCUGCUGGUGGUGGUGGUGCUGCUGCUGCUGCUGUCCCUACUGGCCCUGAGGCGGCUGCUGCUGCUGCCGCUUCGGGACUCAGGCACCAGCUGCUGCAGCGCAUGCAGCAGCUGUCGGCUCUCCAGCAACUCAUGGCUGUAGAGCAGCAGCUCACUCUCUACCAGCGGCCGGGGGAGCAGCCUGUUGGUUCUUCUCUCUCUAGGGGUCAGCAGAACGCUGCAGCAGCAGCAGCAGCAGCAGCUGCUGCUGCUGCUGGCGCUGCAACAACUGCAGCACCGGCACCAGCAGCAACUGCACCGCCGGCACCAGCUGCUGAUGCAGCAGCAGCAACUGCAGCACCAGCAUUGGCAGCAACUGCAGCAGCACCAGCUGCUGAUGCUGCGAACACUGCACGCUCAACAGCUGCAGCAGCUCCCAGGGCAGCUCCAGGUGCUGCUACGGGCCCAACUGAAGCUGCUGCAGCAGGAAGAGAAGCAUCCGAGCCAGCAGCAGCAGCAGCAACACCAGCAGCAGCAGCAACACCAGCAGCAGCAGCAGCAGCAGCAGUUGAGCCAGCUGCUGACUCUAGUUCUUCCUUGUCUGGGUACCCUCACAUGCUGAAGGGGCCCCCUCCAGCAGCAGCUCCGAAUGAGGCGUCAAUAGCGGCAAUGAGGCAGGCAGCAACGCAUGCAGCAGCAGCAAGCAGCAGCAGCGGCGGGCGCGAUCUCGUCGCAGUAGGACGCUUGGCUGCGCUGCAGACGCAACUGCAGCAGCAGCAGCAGCAGCAGCAGCAGCAGGACCCUGCUGCUAUUGCAGGGGAGCCAAGGACUGCUGCAGCUGCGGAUGCUGCUGCUGCUGCUGCUCCUGCAGCAUCCGCUGGAGCGGCGUCAGCCCCAGGAUCCCGCCCAGGAACAGCAGCAGCAGCAGCAGCAACAGGAGCAGCAGCAGGUGUUCGUGCGCAGCAGCAGCAGGACCCUCAGAACCAGCCGAACCAGCAGCAGCAGCAACAGCAGCAGCAGCAGCAGCAGGCUGCACCUUGGCGUCUGCGUUUCAUGGUGAUGUAUCUGAAGCUGCUGGUGCUGCUGUUUCUGUUUGACGCCAGCAAAUGGGUUUAUUUCUCCUGUCUCCUCGUCGCCCUGCUGCAUGCAAACGGGGCCUUCAACCCCCUCAUGGAGCUCAUCAGCAGCACCAGCCACAGACAGCCAUUCGAAGCCGUGAGCUACCCACUAACCUUACCUUAG
Messenger RNA from Eimeria mitis, 1371 nucleotides. RefSeq lists its product as uncharacterized. The transcript has 3 exons. The record is from RefSeq and is a predicted model, not a curated record. Lineage: Eukaryota; Apicomplexa; Conoidasida; Eucoccidiorida; Eimeriidae. The coding region runs from base 1 to 1371 and encodes 456 amino acids.